UAAGUUAUAAGUAUAGGUGGUUGGUUCACAUGUGGUCCGUUGCUAAAACAAAGCCACGCCGACCGGGCGACCGUCCACCAUGAGAGUUUAUACUAUUGCGCUGAUCUUGUGUGUUAUCGCGUGUGUAACAGCAGAUGUUGCACACAUCAAAGCCACUAAAGCUAAGCUGCUUAGCCACAUAGCCGGCAAACACCACAAGAGGGGUAUUCUAUCUCAUGUGCCGCCAUACAAACUGGGCCAUGACAUUCCUCUGGUCACUCACUCGGUAGUCAAGCCUGUCAUCGUCAACUACCCGCCAACAGCAGCAGUGGCGACGGUUAAAGUGCCGCUAACAAAUCCUUUAGUACCUAGAUACCCAGUGCCAGUCGGCCAUAAGGUGCCCGGUCUGCCUCAUCCGCAUUACGCAUUGAGGUUCCCUCAUACAAAGUAUUACGUAAAGCCUGAUCAUCACUUCCAUCAUCAUCAUCACCAUGUGCAACCGAAACCAAUACUACCAGUAGUGCACGCUAUAGCCCCGGCCGCGCCUCCUCCUCCUGUCGUUCACGCCGCCCCAGUCGCACCUGCUGUCCCUGUCCCUCAACCGACAGCGACAUUAGCGCAACAUAUUCCAGCGCCACCACCAGUAAUAUUUCCAUCCCCCAUUCUCCCAGCACAAGCUGCCCCAAUUCCUCCACCGCCAGUACAUGUCUUUCCACACAGUAAUUUUCUAAAACCUCUUCUGCCUGCUGCAACUAUACCAUUAGCUCCCGCAGCCGUGUUGCCCCCUCCAUUAUUCCGAGGACCUCAGCAGUAUGUUAUACGUCCGGGCGGAGCAGUGCAAACAUCAUACUUCGCGACGUACCCAAGAUAUCCGUUUAUAAACAGCUACCAAGCUCCAAUCUAUCCUCUUCCUAACGCGUUUAAUGGUGUACAAUCAAUUCAUCAAUUAAUGCAACCUCACAACCCGCACUUCCACGUUCUGCCCCAAGCGGCUCCACAUGAAGGAUCGGUGGAGCAUCAUCAUAACGUUUUACUCGAACAGACGCCGACAUUAAUUCAGCCAACGCAUGAACCACAGCCAGCAGUUCAUUUACAUCCGACGCAGGAGACUUUUGCACAACCCACUUUUAAUGUACAACCCGUACAACCAACACAACUUAUUCCUCAGCCAUCGGUCCACUUACAACCUACACAACCUACGAUACCUGUAGAGCACGACGGAUGGUCUCCUGUUCCUGCGCAACCGCAAGACACCGCACACCAUGACGUUCACUACCCGCAACAACAUCAUUUCGUUCAAGAACAAGCACCACAGGUAUACGAGCACCACGACGACCAAUAUCACGACUUCCAGCACCAAAUACAGCAGCACAUCCAACAACAAAUAGAACAGGCACAAUACGAGCAGAGCCUGAACAACCAGCACCAGUUGAACCACGAGUACGGCACGCCACAGCCUGCACAAGAAUACGGACAGCCGAAUCAGUAUCAAGUCCACGAUUUUACCCAACAAGCACACGACUUCGCACAGCAAGCGCAGGAUUUUGCCCAUAAUGUGCACGACUUUUCUCAAGGCCAUGACUUUUCCCAAAACGGUCAAGACUUUUCACACACCGGACAAGACUUUUCCCACAACGGUCAAGAUUUUUCCCAACAUGGUCAGCAGUAUCCUCAACAGCAAUUUAGUCAGAACGACUUCAACGUAGCCCAACCAGGGCAAGAGUAUGGUGUACCGCAGCAAGGCGCGGAGGGUCGCAACGCGGAAGACGAGGGCGCGCAGUUUCACAACCACAUCCCCCUCGCUCUGCAGCCGCCUAUCGACAGGCCUCUAGACCAUUUCCAAUAAUUAUCAUCUAAUUGUAUAGAUUAUAACUUAUGAAAUGGACGCUGGGGCCGCCCGUUGGCACAUGACGGAAGCUUAGCGUUUUCGCAUUUAGUUCUAGAAGCAUUUAUAUGUUAUUACUACCUCGUCGAAAGCAUGUGAUACAAGUUUGAUAAUAAUGGUUCGGAAAGUGAAAUUAAAAUUUUAAAAUUUAUGAGGCUUGGUUGGAAUAACAUUUUUUACAAAUAUUUUAUGAAAUGUGUUAACUUGUAAAUAUAAUAAUUAGCUUUAAAAAUAACAGUAGGUUAGUUUUUUAUAUUUUCUACAUCACUUCACGAUAGAUGUAAUUGUUGCCUUUUUAUUAUUUUUAUAAUUUUUUAUGUUGUUUUACACUAAGUCUAUUUAUUUAUUGUGAAAUAAAUCACUAAAUAAUAA
Molecule: messenger RNA, 2236 nt
Organism: Colias croceus (clouded yellow)
Lineage: Eukaryota; Metazoa; Arthropoda; Insecta; Lepidoptera; Pieridae
Product: RNA-binding protein 33-like
Exons: 2
Coding region: 80-1825 (581 amino acids)
Source: RefSeq, a predicted model, not a curated record